AUGGCGACUGGGGGUAACAGCAACAGCACAGAGUCCGAAUCGGAUAGCCCAAUCGCGUCGGCGCAGGUCAAGCUGGAGGAUCCGGCACCGGCGAGCAAUGGGGCAGCCGAGGAUGCGGCGGCAGCAACAGACCGAAGCCAGACAUUGGACCUCAACGCGGCUGCCGAAGAAGACGCGCAGCAGCUGGACAACCAGCCCAGCGCAGACAGCGACGCGGAGAUGGACGAGUCGGAGGCAGUGUCUGGGGAGAACCACCUGGACGGAUCCGACCAGGAGGAAGAGGACGACGACGAGGUGCCGGCAGUUAUCGUUCCAACGGCACGGCGGCCACCCCACGUGAGCAUCAUGACUGCGUCUCGGCAGCGCAGUGCAAUUUCGGCCCUCUCGAGUCCGCCACGGAAGCCAAACGGGCGGCGGCUGACAAUCACAUCGGGCGACGACAGCCUGGCCAGCGAGGUCAGUGACGGAGAUGACGAAGACGACGAGGAUGAUGAUGACGAUGACGAAAGUGACCAUGAGGACAGCCCUGCAAAGGAUCUGCUUGCAGACAGCGAACAACACUGGCAGACCCCGAGAUGCCGUCGGAUCGGCGACUCAGCCAGCAACGAGAGUCGGCGAGCUGAGGCGCUGCAGGAAUUGACAAGCAUCGAGAUGGAGUUUGCCAAGCUGCGCGAGCGGCUGUACGCUGAGCGGCUGCGGCAGGUGCAGAUCGAGGAGGAUUAUUUGGAAGCCGGCCAGCACGUCGAGUACGAGAAGCACGCCGGGGAGCUGGCGGCCACGUACAACUCGCAGAUCGAGAAGCUGGACUUUGCACACAAGGUGUGGCUCGAGCAGCGCCAGAACCUGCACGACCGGUGGGCGCACACACUCAACUACACGUUCCUUGUGCAGCGCCAGGAGCUGCGCAGCCGCCUGACGGAGCAGCACCAGAAGAAGCUGUGGCGCUUGCGCGAUCUGCGCAUGCAGGAGGACCGCCGCAUUGUCGAGAAGACACAAAGGCAGAACAUGGCUGCUCGCGCCAUGGCCGGCUUGACUGCGGUCCAGAUCCAGGCGCUCAACGCAAACCCGGCUCUGGCAGCCCAGCACCAGCUCCAGCAGCUGCAGAUCCUGGAGCAGCGCCAGCUGGAGCGGAGCCGUCGCGCGCUGGCCAACGUUGCCGCCCAGCGGUGCAUGGUGCGCAAGCGCAAACAGCCACUGGCUGCCGCCGGAAUUGACCCAGAUGAAAUGGACGCUGACUACGCAGCCAUGAAUCUGCCGGUCCUGCCGCGCGAGCAGAAGCGCUUGCGGCGGAUCCUGUUUGUGCCUGCGCCGCACGGCGACUGGCGGGGCAAAGCGGGGGCACAGCAAGCAAGGCCAAAGCCCAAGCGGCUGAGAUGGCACUGGACACCCGGGCAUUCCCCAAUGCAGCACCGACCACUGCAGCAGCCAGCGUAUGUGCAAACUAAUAACAUGAUGCUUCCGGCCAUGCAGCGCCCCCAGCAGCAGCCGCUGCCGCAACACCAACACCAGCAGCAACACCAACACCAACACCAACCACAGCAGCAGCAGCAUCCAACCCCGGGCAUUACUGCGGCGGUGCGGCCAAAGCUACACCACUUUGCGCCUACCACCACGCUACCACCACGCAUCAACCACGCGCCCACAACGGUCCCUCCGCCGCCUAUAAACGCAGCUCCAGCGCGCAGACCUGCGGCUCCUGGCGGCUCAUCUGCGGCUCCAGCCCGGAAUUUGGCAGCGCCCCAACCAGCUGCCCCUUCUGCAGCUCCUGCAGCUCCUGCAGGACUGCCGCCGUCCUGACCCCUCAUCCACGCACCCGCCCGGCGCGGCUCCCACCGGUGGCGACGAGAUGGCGUCUGUGGACAUCCAUGUGCCAUCUGGCAGUGGUGGCCCGCUUGGCCUGAAAGUCUGAAGCCAGUGAUUUCGUCGGAACUCGGCGCCCUAUCCUGCCAAACCACGUUAGAGCUCUGCCUGGUCAUAAAAAUAAAAUGUCUUGGCAAUGC
Messenger RNA from Linderina pennispora, 2000 nucleotides. RefSeq lists its product as uncharacterized. The record is from RefSeq and is a predicted model, not a curated record. The coding region runs from base 1 to 1797 and encodes 598 amino acids. The transcript is spliced from 5 exons. NCBI's taxonomy places the organism in Eukaryota, Fungi, Kickxellomycota, Kickxellomycetes, Kickxellales, Kickxellaceae.